GUCGGUGGACGGGGGUCUUCAGUCAGCGGACAGAAUGGCCACUCUGGAAAGUUCAGAGCCCAGAGCCGCCCUGGCCUCGCCCCCCGUCCGAGGAGCCGGAGAUGGAAUGGAAACGGAGGAGGCCCCCAAGCUGGAAGUGACCCCGGGGGACCCGGCCCCCAGGCGCCACCGGCUCCCGAGUCCCCGGAAGAGGCCGGGUCCAGCUGACAGCCCCGGGGUCGUGCAGCUGGGUCAGGUGCCGGCCGAGGGCGCCCUGGAGGUGGAGGCCGUCCGCAUCCGGGUCCCCAAAGCCGCCAUCACGCACCACCUGUCCGCCGCCAGCGCCAAGGUCCCCGCGCUCGGACGCCACAAGGGAGAGGCGCCGGCCGAGAGCACGGCGGCGGCCCCGGGGAAGGAGCUCUCCGAUGUCAGGAAUAAUCUGGAAAAGCUCGAGGCCUCGGAGCGGAGGCUGAGAGAGGACAGGGAAGGGCUCGCCAACCAGCUCCGGGUGCAGACGGAGGUCAACCGGGAGCUAAAGAAGCUGCUGGUGGCGUCGGUCGGGGACGACCUGCAGUACCACUUCGAGCGGCUGGCGCGGGAGAAGAACCAGCUGCUGCUGGAGAACGAGGCGGUGGGCCGGCACGUGGGCCAGCUGUCGGAGCAGCUGGAGCGGCUGUCCAUCCAGGGCGACGUUUGGCGCAGCAAGUUCCUGGCCAGCAGGGUCAUGGCCGACGAGCUGGCGGGCGCCAGGGCCACGCUGCAGCGGCAGACCCGGGAUGCGCAGGGAGCACUGCAGGACCUCCUGAGCGAGCGGGAGCACUUCCGGCAGGAGAUGGCGGCCACGCACAGGCUGCUGGAGGAGCUCCUGGUGUCCCUGCAGUGGGGGCGCGAGCCCACGUACCAGCCGGGCCCCGCGCCGCACAGCACUGCCGAGCUGGCCGCCGCCAACCACGGCCUGGCCAGGGCCAUCAGCGCCCACCUGCUGGGCAACGUGGGCCCCGGGCAGCCCAAGAAGGGUCCGGCCACCGCGGAGUUCUGCAGCAGCCCCGCCGAGAAGAUGGCCGAGACGGUUCUGCGCCACCUGGACCCCGUCGGCCGCGCCGGAAGCCCCCCGCACAGCCCGCUCCCGGAGCCGACCCCUGCCGCCCUGCUGGCCACCAAGAACAUCGGCCGCUUCCACCCCUACACGCGCUACGAGAACAUCACCUUCAACUGCUGCGCCCACUGCCGCGGGGACCUGCUGGUGCUCUGACCCGGGCCACGCCCGCCCCCGCGCCCGUUCAUGGGUGUGCAUGUGCACGUGUGCGUGUACAGUGAGGUCGGCGCAGCAGGGCUUUGGGGCCGCGGAGGAAGGACCAGGUGUAGGCAUGUGCCUUGCAUGCAGCUGACCCUGGUUCCAUCCUUGGCACCGCAUCUGGUCCCCCAGGCUGCCAGGAGGUGACCCCCAGUGCACACACACACACAAACACACAAACACCCGGCGCGCGCACACAGACACACACACACACACCCCUGAGUUUCAGAUAUUAUCUGGGUAUGAACCAAGUACACACAUACGGUUUCAGAUAUUAUCUGACUGCCAGGAGUUCACCCCCAGCAUGCACACACACACACACACACACACACACACAGUUUCAGAUAUCUCAUUUGCUACACAAAGCGUUUAGUUACACACACACACACACACACACAGUUUCAGAUAUGAUCUGGCUCGCUACACAAAGCAUUUAGUUCCGCUCCACACACACACACACACACACACACACACAUAUUAUCUGGCUUGUUACACUAAGCAUUUAGUCAUACGCACACCAGAGUUUCAGAUAUUAUCUGGGUAUCUCACACACACACACACACACACACACACACACACACACACACACACCCCUUGCCACACAAAGUAUUUUUAGUUCCUUCUCCCUUCAGGGUAGGACCUUUGGGGGGAAGUUUCAAGCUUUUUGGUGAUUUGGGGGCUCCCGGGGAAGUUUGCAGAAAUCCUCCGGGCAGUGGGGCAGUGUUGAUGACACAUCCUAAAUGCUGUACGACAGACUUAAAACUGAUUUGCAGGGGCCGGAGGGACAGUGCGGUGGGUCAGGCUCUUGCCUAGCAGGAGACAAUCUCAGCUUGACCCCGGCCAGGAGUGACCCCUGGGCGCGCAGUCAGGAACUCGGCCUGAGCACCCCUGGCUGUGGCCCCCCCAAAAACGAAAACUGUACUGCAGCACCUAAACAGCAGACAUUCACCCGCAUGUCGGGUCUGGUGCAGGGAUCCACGUUUUGAAUGGAUUCAACUUCGAACAAGGUUCUAACGACUAAGCUCAUUUUGGCAAAUCGAGCAUUACAGGAAUAUUCCGUUUCAUAUUUAUAAAACACGGGGAAAGCAGGAUCUUUCGAAAAAUACUGUAUGAACUCAAUGACAGGCGUAAUCCAGUAAUUUAUAUUGUAGAAUAUAUAUUAUUAUGGGCUAUUAAAUACCCUUUUGUAGGUCUUUAAAGAUAUCCACAAAAUGUACCAAAGUAUAUGAAUUAUAUUUGUGGAAAUGUCUAGCCACCGCAAAGUCUUUGAAAGUCAGAUGUCGUCAAAAAUGAUGUAUUUUAACGUCAAGAACAUUUGUGUUUGAUUCCAUCUAAGUUAUAUUUAUAGUUUCAAGUGGCAAUAAAUUUCUCGGCAAUAAAUUUCACUACUUUAUUUUCA
This is a messenger RNA of Sorex fumeus (smoky shrew), 2672 nucleotides long. It is a transcript of the gene BLZF1, whose product is annotated as basic leucine zipper nuclear factor 1. The record is from RefSeq and is a predicted model, not a curated record. Gene Ontology annotation, biological process: Golgi organization; Golgi to plasma membrane protein transport. The coding region runs from base 35 to 1231 and encodes 398 amino acids. Gene Ontology annotation, cellular component: Golgi membrane. The transcript is spliced from 6 exons. NCBI's taxonomy places the organism in Eukaryota, Metazoa, Chordata, Mammalia, Eulipotyphla, Soricidae.